CGCGCCUCUCUCGCCUCUCGCGUCGGCAGGCCUCUCCGCAGCCGAGCUCGGUAAUCAGUGUCGUUUCCGCGGCAGCAGUGGCCACCACGCGGCAGAUUACGCAGAUUACACCGAACCCCCCCGCGUAUCCGACGGUUGUGACGCGCUUGUGACAGUGCCGGGGGUCCGUGGGCUACGCGAGCCUUGGCGGCUGACUCGCGCAGGGGACGUUAUCCAAGCGAUAGAAGCUUCUUCCCUUCCACCAGCAUCGUCAGCCGCAGCCUCUCCGUCUCCGGCGUGCCACGAAACCCGAGACAGAACUGUCGUUAGGCUUGAUCCGACCUGACGGACUUAUCUUCGGGCCACGAUGCCCGAUACGCUUCAUCGGUGGAGAUGACUCGACGCGGUGACAGUGCCCCAGGCUGCCCAUAGUGUUCACGAGCAUUGUAGAUCUCCGAAACCCGCGGAGAUAGGAUCGGUCGUCCGCCCGGAACUUCGUCGCGGAACUUUCGGGAUCGAGGCGAUGACGGUUGCUUGAGGGACGAGAGCCGGACCGUCAUGUCGAUCUCUUGAACAGAGGGACGCUGGAAGUUUAAUGGGGCGAUCCGCUGGUGCCGGGUCGGUCGGUUCGCGGCGAUGCGCCGGGUUCCGAGAAUAACGGGCCCCGCGAUGGCAGUCCGCGCGCAUUCCCGAUGAUAUUGCGACCGAUCGGAGAGCAGCCGGUGCGAUGACAGGCCCCAGUUGGUUGUCGCGUUGAUGGUAGUUCGCGGACCGUUUGGACAGUAUAAUACGAUGCUCGGUUGGUGGCCCGACUCUCUCUUGUCACGCGAGAAAGUGACGCCGCGGUAGGACCAAGUGCGAUCUGCGAUGCGUUCGAACGUCGCACCGGCGAAGUAAUCGGUAGCCUGGAAGCAGCCAGCAGCCAGCAAAACGAGCCCCGACGUGCGAGAAGGGAUAUCAUGAGCAGCAGCGAGGGGGUGGUGACGGGCCAAGGAACCGGCAGCGAUCGGCUGUGCGAGGACGUGGACAUGGCGACCCCGACGUCGGCGUCGUCGAACCUGAAGCCGCGCAGCGGCAAGAUCAGCUUCAGCGUGGACUCCCUGCUGAGCGACAUGAAAAAGACAGCGGUGACCGGCGGGGGCGUGGGCGCGUUCGCCAGGCGAGAGGCCGAGGACCGUUUGGAGUCCGAGAAGAGCCUGGACAUGGAGACCAGGUACCGGGAGCUGUUGAUCGAGCAGCAGAGGCUGCAGAGCCGGGAGCUGCUCGCCAGGCUGAGUCCCCACGGGCUGACCUUCGGCAACCAUCACCAUCAUCAUCCGAGCAGGCUGGAGCAGCAGGAUCAUCCGUCGGCAGGCCGGCAGGAGAUGCUCACGGUGAAGGACUUCUCGCGGACGACCAGCCACGACAAAUCCUCCUCGCCGAUUAGAAUAGACCCGGAGGCGCAGCGCGACAGGGACGACAGACGACUGUCGUCCUCCGGCUCGCCGGCCAGCAGGAUCGCCGAAUCCAUGAUACAGCGCGGGGGCCAGGAGGAGGACGAGAGGAUCGACAGGAUCACGAAUCCUCGAUCGGUCUCGCCGGCCAGCAGACGCGAGAUCCUCGACGAUAGAAGCGACUCCGAGGCGAAUCGGUCGCUCGAGGGCGACAGGACCGGCGACCACCUGGACCUCGAGGACCAAGAGAUCCGAAGCAUCGGCCAGUCCGAGGACCUGAACGUGAUGGACUCGGACUGCGAGCUGGAGAGGGACAUCGAGGCCAGCCAGGAGAAGGAGGAGAAGUCCAGCCCGGUAGUGCCGCAGCCGAUCCAUCCGGGUGUCCAGAGGCCCUCGCAGGGUCCGCCUUACCUCGCCGGUGCACCCGGCGCCCCCGGAUGGAAUCCCGCGGGAUUUCCGCAUUCCCUCGCGGGGUUCGCGUGGCUGCCCCCACCCCCGCACCCGCACAACCCUCACGGACACCUCUACACGCCGCACGGAGGACCCACCAGCCCAAACGGCGACUUGAGGCUGCCGGGUCCAGGGCCAGGGCCGGUCAGGUGCACCCUGAGGAAGCACAAGCCGAACCGAAAGCCGAGGACGCCGUUCACCACGCAACAGCUGCUCUCCCUCGAGAAAAAGUUCCGCGAAAAGCAGUACCUGACCAUCGCCGAAAGAGCGGAGUUCUCGUCCUCCCUCCACCUCACGGAAACGCAGGUGAAGAUCUGGUUCCAGAACAGGCGGGCGAAGGCGAAGCGGCUGCAGGAGGCCGAGAUCGAGAAGCUGAGGCUGUCGGCGCGGCCGCUGUUGCACCCGAGUUUCGGCUCGGGCCUGAUGUUCUCCGGAGUGGGGCCCCCUGGAACCCCAGGAGUGCCUCCCUUCAUCGCGGCGGCCAUGGCUAGGCACACCCAUGUCGCGGCCGCGGCAGCCAUGUUCAUGGGGCCCCCUGGACACAGGCCUUAAUAAGGCAGAGCGGAGACGCGCGGGCGCAAGUCGCUCGCACCCUAGCCGCUCUGCCUCUCCAAUUUCCGAUGGAUCUCGGCCACGGGGGUUCCCGGACGAUCCCCGGGCGAUUCCGGCGAUCCUCUGGACACCAGCGAUUUUCCACGGAAAAGUGCGCCGAAGUCGAUUCCUUCCUUGGAAAGAAAGACGACAAGAGACUGUAAACUCGAAGGACAGGCGAUCGAGCUGUAAUCUCGAAGUAUCCGAGAGCGAUCGAGCAUCAGGGAUGGCGCCGAGGAUACCGAUGCUUCGGCAACGUCUCGGGCGGGAAGUGAAAUGAGUUUCAGAGGACUUGGGGACUGUGACACGAGUGAAACCUGUGAUACCUCUAGCAUAAUCUAAGAUCGUCGGUCCGGGUAUCGAGAUAACGAAAGCGGAUUUCGGAAAAGCCGGGACGCCGGAUCUCGCGUUUGAAGAAUCGAAGAGGGGAUUCGGAGAGACUCGGAGUCCAAUCGAACGAGGUAAAUACGUGACUCUAACUCUCGGUGAAGUGAACGCGAACCGAGACUUUGACUUUGAAAUAAUAAAUCGGCGGCCGCGUUCGCCGUCGCGGAGGUAGAGCCGGACGAGAAACGAGCGGAAGAAGAUCCCUCUUCGUUCGCGUUUCGCCUCGAAACACGUUCGUCGCUCAGUGUCCAAACUCGACGAUCCCGCGGAAAGAGAGCUCCGUGGAUCGCGUAUCGCGAGCGAGAGGGAAAGAGAGAGAGAGAG
Megalopta genalis is the source of this 3164-nucleotide messenger RNA. RefSeq names its product homeobox protein Msx (gene Msx). Gene Ontology annotation, molecular function: RNA polymerase II transcription regulatory region sequence-specific DNA binding; DNA-binding transcription factor activity, RNA polymerase II-specific. Gene Ontology annotation, cellular component: nucleus. The record is from RefSeq and is a predicted model, not a curated record. Lineage: Eukaryota; Metazoa; Arthropoda; Insecta; Hymenoptera; Halictidae. Gene Ontology annotation, biological process: embryonic morphogenesis; regulation of transcription by RNA polymerase II.